Molecule: messenger RNA, 1823 nt
Organism: Anopheles funestus (African malaria mosquito)
Lineage: Eukaryota; Metazoa; Arthropoda; Insecta; Diptera; Culicidae
Exons: 2
Coding region: 111-1523 (470 amino acids)
Source: RefSeq, a predicted model, not a curated record
GAGUAGUUCAUCUUUCUUCCCUUGUGUGGUUGUGCAUACUUGCUAGGUUCCAGUUUGGAGUAAAAAAAAUAUCGUCGUUUGUUGCUAAUGAUUGCUGUUAGAAAGUGAAAAUGAAACCGCUGAAAAUGAUCCUACAUUUCGCUUGUAUCAUGGUGCUCAUUAACGUCCAGCCUGGCCAUGGACUGGAGAUCGAACAUCCCCAUAGCUUCUCUAUAUUCAAACGAGGCGUUAUGCUUGGCGAUGUUUCGUACAGUUAUUCUUCCACGGACAUGGGAUCGCCGGAAAGUGGGCGCUAUAAGACGGUAACGGUGAUCAAGAACAUUGCUGUCCCCAAACCGACCAGCACCAUGUUUAGUGACCGUUCCGAACAUUACUACGAUUCGGUUGAGAAAACUUCCUCCACCGGAGGAUCCACGCAGAAAAAGCGAACACACGUCGAAUAUUGGCCACCGAAGGAGGAAAACCAAGUGGCCCAUCGGCUGAAGUUGGAGCAGGACUUUCACAAAGUCAGCAAUACCCACCGUCCGAAGGGCAAUCAUCAGCGCCAUCACAGCCAGCAGGAGAUAGCGGCAACACCCAAAAUGACCUACAAACCCGCCGAAAUCAAAGAGCAACCUCAGGAGGAACCACAGCAUCCAGUCGAUCUGUUGGAGCUGGCCAAAUCGGCAGUGAAAACGCUCACCCAAAAGGCAAAGGUCGGACCAGGCGAUAAUACCGGUCCUGUCACGUUUCCCUCCGAUGCGAUGAUGAUGAUGAAAAAGAAGAACGGAAUCGUCAGCGUGGCGAAGGAGUACACCAGCAUCCUGACGGCCGAUCCAAAAGAUCGUCAACCGAUCGUGAGUAAGCUGCGAACCAAAGUGGAUCCUCCGACAAAGGCUCCUACGUUCCAGAUGCCGUACACUUCCACCUCGUCCAGCGAAGAGGAGGAGCAGGAGAUCAAACUGAAAGACUUCGAACAAUCCGAAUACGUGUUCAACCAUAAGACGGGUUCGUUCGAGUUUAAAACCGCUUCGAAGGCACCAAAGGCAGUCCAGGAGUAUUUACGUGGCAGUCCCUAUGGUUACAGGGAGGAACCAACGCCCUCUAAAGUAGAAGCAGCCAACAGCGACACGUACAACAGCCCCUCGGAGUUGCUUUUUGCUGAGCUCCAUAAUGCCGUCACUACGCGAAACGUUACAAUGAUCAAGUCUCUUGCCGGUCAGCUGGAAGAAACAUUUAAUAUUGGAAAGCUUGACUUUGAAUCGUUAAAGACCGAAGCGGACCUUGGACGGCGUACGACGGAAAAUUUCAUGCCAGCCGAAACUACUACCGGCAAGCCAUCGUUCGAUUUUGGGUAUGGAAAUUACGCCGAAACGACGACGAUGGUGGAGUAUCAGGAACCCUCCACCGAAGCGAUUGUGGCAAGUACGACGAUAAAAGCGCCAGUUAUUAUGAUGAUGACUACUACCAAGAAGCCGCUUCGCUACAUUGCACCGAAACUGCGCGGAUUCAAGCGAUUCUCUUCGAAGAGACAAAACUCAUAAUGGCCUCCAACUGUCGAUACAUUCUUCUACUCCUUUUUCAUGGUGAGGAAGAAACCCAACACCAAACGCGUUUUACAGCAAAUCGAAGAAAGAUAUUUAUUUUUUUAAACGUAGCCACAAUACGCCGCUUUAUUGCAUGUUUUCCAAGUGUUGUGAAUUUGGAAUUAGCUCGAUUGACUAUUUUAACAUGUUUAAACAUACGAGGGUGGUAUGAUUUGGGCCCUUUUCUUAUGUUUAUUUACGGAAGACACUCUUAUCAACGAAUAAAACAUUAAUAAAGCUUCCAUUUCAACCAUUUAU